AGAAGCGGAGUAGAUCUAGAUGAGAAUCAGCAAGUAACUUCGUCUUUUGGUGAAAUAGAGGAGCCUGAUAUUGUCGGUUUUUUUGUUACGAAGUCACCGGUACCCGAAGAGAAGAGAUACAAUUUCACCGAACUCCACUUCAAACCAGAUUCGGAAUCGGGUGUUUCUCAAGAGUCCAGUUCUGACCAAUCGAGAUCCUGGGAUAGUUGGAUUUCAACGAGUGACCUUUCUGUAAAACAGUCCACGGCGGAUUCCACGAAAGAUGACGUGAUGAACAGUGAACAAACAAAUGAAAAUGGACCCGGUGCAAAUGGGAUUGAAGACAUUGAGGAAGGAAAACCGAUCCAAGAGGUGGAAGAAAAAAAGGACGAACGCGAAGAAGACACUGACGAUGAUGACGACGACGACGAUGAUGAUGAUGGUGAUGAUGAUGAUGAUGAUGAUGAUGAUGAUGAGAAGGAGGAGGAGGAAGAGGUAGAGGCGAAAAAAGGGAACAUAAAUCCAGAUGACAAGGAAAACAAAUCUGAUAAAAUAGAAAACAAAAGUGAAACUCGUUUCAACGGAAGUGACCACACAGAGCAAUAUGGUGAACAUAUACCUGAGGAAAAUAUGACUGUAAGACUCUCUCUGAAAAGCUCAAGUGAACCCGGAAUAUUUGGCCCAGAAGGCCGGAACGCGGAUGACUACUUAGAAAAAACAAGCGGUAAGGAUGUCUGA
Molecule: messenger RNA, 717 nt
Organism: Echinostoma caproni
Lineage: Eukaryota; Metazoa; Platyhelminthes; Trematoda; Plagiorchiida; Echinostomatidae
Source: the annotation of a GenBank genome assembly